Molecule: messenger RNA, 1422 nt
Organism: Ananas comosus (pineapple)
Lineage: Eukaryota; Viridiplantae; Streptophyta; Magnoliopsida; Poales; Bromeliaceae
Product: shikimate kinase 2, chloroplastic-like
Exons: 10
Coding region: 307-1215 (302 amino acids)
Cellular component (GO): chloroplast
Molecular function (GO): shikimate kinase activity
Source: RefSeq, a predicted model, not a curated record
UAUAGCGCGCGGACCCUCGCCGCCCCCUCUCCGCCGUCCGAUCCUUAUCGUGCGCCGCCGCCGCCGCCAUCGCCGCGCUCCGGGGAGCGCUAGCGUGCGCCGGAAACCGCCAUUAACGGAGCUCUCCUCAGCGACCCUGCCGAUCCCAGCCGCACGAUCGGGAACGGAGGGCUCUGAUCGCGCGCCGGGGAGCCAUGCUGCGUCGCCGGAUACGGAUCCUGAGCGGAGCGUUUGGUGAUUCUCUCUGAAGAGAGAAAUUUACCCUUUUUUUUUUGCGUUUUCUCUUCGUUUUAAUCGGAGGAGACGAUGGAGAACAGUGUGGCUUUGUCGUUGCAAUCGCGUGCUUUGAUCGGUUCGGAGAAGCUUGGGCGAAGAGAAUCCGGUUUUGUGAGGUUUGGGAAUGGUGUGUUUGAAGAGAAAGCGUUUCAAACGAUUAGGGUUGGAGAUCAACGUUCUAAACGAGCUUCGAUUCGAUCCGGAAUCCCCGAUGCUAAAAUUUCUUGUUGUUGCAAGAAAUCCACAGGUCAUGAGAACUUUCACAUCUCAGUUGAUGAAGCACUAAUAUUAAAGAGGAAAUCAGAAGAUGUUUUCUCCUACUUGAACGGGCGAUGUAUAUAUCUAGUUGGAAUGAUGGGCUCAGGCAAGAGUACCGUUGGAAAGAUAUUGGCAGAAGUUCUGGGGUAUUCUUUCUUUGACAGUGAUAAACUGGUUGAGCAGUCUGUGGGCAUGCCUUCUGUUGCUCAGAUUUUUGAGGUGUAUAGUGAAGCCUUCUUCAGAGAUAAUGAGAGCGAAGUGCUGAGGGAGCUAUCAACAAUGCGCCGGUUAGUUGUUGCAACUGGAGGCGGCGCCGUGAUUCGACCAAUCAACUGGAGGUAUAUGAAACAGGGAAUUACGGUCUGGUUAGAUGUCCCUUUAGAAGCUCUGGCAAGGCGGAUUGCUGCGGUGGGGACUGCUUCCCGUCCUCUUUUGCAUGAAGAAUCUGGUGACCCUUACACAAAGGCUUUUGCAAGGCUCACUGCGCUUGCAGAACAAAGGGGUGACGCCUAUGCCAAUGCCGAUGCAAGGGUUUCCCUUGAAGAUAUUGCAGCGAAACAGGGUCAUGAGGACGUCUCUGCGCUCUCACCGACCACUAUUGCCAUCGAGGCACUGCUGAAGAUUGAAAUGUUUCUUACUGAGAAGUCCAAGGUUCGGAAUAGUGCAAGCAUCCAGGGAUAAUAAGUAUAACUAAGAGAUUUCCCUGGAGCUUUUACUGUAAUUAUUAUAUAGUGUAUACGCUUCUUUCAUUUAAUUUUCUUUUAUUAAUUUUGGAGUAUUUUGUUUAUUGACGAAGUCUCUUAGCCCGGCUUUUGUAAAUGAAUAAUUGUGUCAUGCAAAGAAGCAGCUUUAAAUCCAAAUGCAGAUUCUAAAUAAUUGGAGAACGCU